Messenger RNA from Umbelopsis ramanniana AG, 1894 nucleotides. RefSeq lists its product as uncharacterized. Gene Ontology annotation, cellular component: cytoplasm; mitochondrion; cytosol. Gene Ontology annotation, biological process: tetrahydrofolylpolyglutamate biosynthetic process. Gene Ontology annotation, molecular function: tetrahydrofolylpolyglutamate synthase activity; ATP binding. The transcript is spliced from 9 exons. The record is from RefSeq and is a predicted model, not a curated record. The coding region runs from base 34 to 1644 and encodes 536 amino acids. NCBI's taxonomy places the organism in Eukaryota, Fungi, Mucoromycota, Umbelopsidomycetes, Umbelopsidales, Umbelopsidaceae.
GCCCACCCCAAUAAAGCGCAAACCAGCUACUGCAUGACCAUUGCUCAGCUCUUUUCACCGAUCCGUCUACCAUUUCGAAGACUGUUGAGCACAUCCACCAUGCCCUUUACAUACGAGGAAGCUGUAACAAAGAUAGUGGGCUUGCAAACCAAUGCAGCCGUUUUGGAUGCUUUGCGAAAGGCCGGUCCAAGAAUGAACGAUAAAAGUCUUCCCGAGAUGCGCGACUACUUGCGCAGAAUCGGAUAUGAGUCCAAGGACUUGGACUGUAUGAAUAUCAUUCAUGUUACUGGAACCAAGGGUAAAGGAUCAACCUGUGCCUUGACCCAGUCCGUCCUUCAUAACUGGACAUCACCAGAUGGAAAGCCAUUGAAGACUGGCCUUUUCACAUCUCCUCAUCUGGUUGCUAUGCGUGAGCGUAUCCGUAUCGAUGGUGCCCCCAUCUCCGAAGAUUUAUUUGCAAAGUACACGGAAGACGUAUGGAAUAGACUCGAAGCAACCAAAGAUCAAGCUGCUUACCUCCAGCACAGCCAAGACCCCAAGAAGAUUAUCAAAAACCAGCUGCCUAAUCCCGAUAAGCCUGCCUACUUCCGAUUUUUAACCCUAGUGGCUUUUCAUGCCAUGAUGCAGGAGAAGGUCGACGUUGCCAUUCUCGAAGUUGGUGUAGGUGGUGAAUAUGACUCGACCAACAUCGUCGAAAACCCCAUCGUAUGUGGUAUCACUGCGUUAGGCUUGGAUCACGUCACUGUCCUAGGCAAUACAAUUGAUUCUAUUGCCUGGCACAAAGCUGGCAUCAUCAAGAACAAAGUGCCUGCUAUAGCAUUUAAUCAGGUGCCUGAAGCCAUCGAGGUUAUCAAGCAGCGAGCUGCUGAAAAGGAGGCUCCUCUUCAAAUCAUCUAUCCCGAAAAUGUCACAGCUCUUGAUAAUGUUGAAAUAGGACUUCAUGGUGUUCACCAACGCUACAACGCAUUGGUUGCCGUUGAGCUGUGCAAAAUAUGGUUGGAGAAAUGCAAAGGCGUGAAGUUUGAUGAACCUCAAGGCGUUGUCCCCGCCAGCUUUUUCAAGGGACUCAAGGAAGUCAAAUGGCCAGGUCGUGGCCAGGUUAUGCCUGUUCAAGAUACCAAGUACGCAAGUGAAGUCCAACCUGAUACCGACUUAAAAUGGUACCUAGAUGGAGCCCAUACAGCAGAGAGCUUACAAGUGUGCGCCGAGUGGUUCAAAGAUACCGUGAAGGAAAAGGACGACAACACGAAGCGUGUUUUGGUAUUUAAUUGUACACACGGAAGAGAUGGUUUGCGACUGCUGCACAGCAUUUCAGCUAUCCAUAAAGUGGUCCAAUUUGACCAUGCCGUUUUCUCCACAAAUGUAACCUUUAAGAAAGGCUACACAGCAGACAGCGCCAACUUCACCGUGGCCAUUGACGAAAAGUUAACGUUACAACAUGAGCUAGCCGAUGCCUGGAUGAAACUUGUUCCAGAAUUUCCACAGGACCAUAUUCACUACGCAGCUAGUGUGGAGGAAGCCGUUUUGUGGUCGGUUGAUUUCAGCCAAAAAGCGGGACUUGGCCAGAAGACGCAAGUGCUAUCUACCGGCAGCUUGAUCAUGGUUGGCAAUACGCUGACGGUGAUGGAUAUCCCACCUCAAUAAUAGAACGAAAUAUUGAGUGGGUGGGGGGUGUCCGGGUACACACAGUCUUAAAAAAAAUAAUAGCCCAAUGAUCAUGCGAGGGAAAUUUCCUAUAAAUCCUCCCUUUAAAUUUCACACACAACUCAUAACCCCCUCUUUUCUCUCUUUAUAACAAGUUUUUUCUUAUUGUUCCAUUCUGAAUUAUUACCAUGGUGGUAAGCAGUGAGAUUAGCGGUCAUCUCAAGCUAUUGCUGAGAUUCAACCCAAAAAC